AUGAAGCGUUUAAUAUUCUGUUACAUCUUUUGUGCAUUGACUGUGCUGGAAACAUGUGCGGAUUUGGAUAUAUGCCUGACGGACGGGAGCUGCCUGCGCGGCACUUUGAUGCCUGGAUACCAGAAAGGAGAAUUCGAGGCAUUCAUGGGCAUACCGUAUGCUCAGCCGCCAAUAGGGGACUUACGAUUCAGGAAUCCCGUUCCGGCUACCGCAUGGAAGCAAACAUUGGACGCGAGUUCGCCUAAGGAUCCAUGCAUACAAAAGAACUUUUUUUUGAAGGACUGGCCUGUGUAUGGAUCAGAGGAUUGUCUUUAUUUAAAUGUCUAUAGGCCGUUGCGUCGUAGUGCAGAACCUUUGCCUGUAAUGGUAUAUUUUCACGCGGGAGGAUUUUUUUGUGGAUCUGCAAGUAUAGGUUACGCUGGUCCAGAAUAUCUCAUGGAUACGGAACAGGUUAUUAUGGUUAGCAUGAGCUAUCGUUUAGGUCCUUUUGGUUUUUUAAGCACUGGCAAUGAGCAUAUGCCCGGCAAUUUCGGGCUUAAGGAUCAACGUCUGGCAUUACAAUGGGUGCAAAAACAUAUUGGCUCCUUUGGUGGAGAUCCCCAGCUGGUGACCAUCUUCGGUCAUAGCGCAGGCGGAGCUUCUACGCACUUUCACAUGCUCAGUGAAGGAUCAAAAGGUCUUUUCCAACGGGCUAUGACGCUGAGUGGCGCUUUGGCUCCUUGGGCCAAAUUUGAAGAGAAUCCCUUGGCGCAGGUACAAAAACUGGCCGUUGAAGUGGGCAUUAAAGAUGCCAUGGCACUAGAUUGUAAGACGCUGACUGAAGCUUUACGUAAAGUUGAUGCUAAGGAUAUAACGGAAGGCAGCACUUUGUUUAAACAGUGGAAUAUGUUGCCCCUAGUGAAUUUUCUUCCAACUGUGGAGGAUCCAUCUACUCCAGACGGGUUUUUCUAUGAAGAUCCUUGGCAAAUCCAGUUGUCUGGGCGUGCGCAUCAAGUGCCAUGGGUGCUGGGUGCAGACUCGCGAGCUGGCGAGGGUCUUAUAAUGUUGCUGCCCAUUUUAAAUGAUCCAGUUGUGCUGGCCGAGUUCAAUGAAAACUUCCUAGAGAGGUUUCCUCUGGCAAUGCCUCUGCCGGCCGGCACCUCAGCCCAAGAAAUCAAGGAUCUGCUGCACCUGUAUGGGAUCAGCGAAUACAAACUCAACAAUGAGACCUUACCCACAUUGCUGGAGAUUGUGGGAGACUUUGACUUUCAAUAUCCGGUCUAUGUGUCGGCAAAAGCGAGCAAGUUGGACAAGCAUUCUGUGUCAAUCUAUAGUUUUGAAUACCGAGGCCAGCGAACCAUGGCCUCAUUGUUCGUACCAAACGGGAUUGACUUCGGUCUGGGCUCAUCCCAUCUGGACGACGCUAUGUUCACGCUAAGGCUUUCGGCUUUAAUGUCGGACUUUCCAAAGGACUCUGAGGAGGCAAUGGUCAUAAAGCGAUUCACGAGCAUACUUGUUGACUUUGCCAAAACCGGGGUAUUUUACAAUCAAAGCUCGUUGCCCGCAUGCAGUGCACAGGAAUUUACAGAUGAAGAAAUUUGCAGUUUCUUGAAGAUUGAAAAGAGGGACGGGGCCUACAAUGAGGCCAUCGAGCGGCGGGUUGACAUGCGCGCUCUUCCCAUCUGGAAGAAGAUGUAUCUUGAGUGAUCCAGUUACAGCAUAUCGAGUGCGACCCACUUUCCAAUUCUUAUACUAUACUAUACUAUACUAUACUAUACUAUACAUCACCACUUAUCAGAGAAGCAAUGUGAAGGUCAGCAACAAUGUAUUAUACUUGUAUUUAAUAACAGAAUGCAAUUGUG
Molecule: messenger RNA, 1841 nt
Organism: Scaptodrosophila lebanonensis
Lineage: Eukaryota; Metazoa; Arthropoda; Insecta; Diptera; Drosophilidae
Gene: Jhedup
Product: cholinesterase 1
Exons: 7
Coding region: 1-1686 (561 amino acids)
Source: RefSeq, a predicted model, not a curated record